CACACGAACCCGCUGCCCGGACCCACCUCGGCUCCGUUUCCAUUCAUCGGUUCCUCUCCUUCCGCCCCCGCUUCCACGAUCGAUCCAACCUGAACCACCCAACCGGUAACCGCCUCCUCGCCGCCCCCGCCCCCGCGUCCAAUGCCACCGCCACCGCCAUCGCCGCCGUCGCUGCCGUCCGUGUAGCGUCCCCGCGGCGAUGGGCAACACCUGCGUCGGCCCCAGCGCCGCCGGCCGCAACGGCUUCCUGGCCAACGUCACCCUGUGGCGGCCCCGCGGCGACGACCCCGCGGCAGCACCAUCCCUACCGCCGCCCUCCUCCCCCGCCUCCGACAAGGCGCCCGAUCCCGUCACCAUCCCUGAUUCCGAGCAUUCCUCGCACCACUCAUCCCGAUCCGCCGACCUGCCACCACAGCCCCCCACCUCCCAGGCGCAUGGGCAGGCGCAGGACAACCCUCCGGCGAAGAAGCCCGCGCCCAAGGUCAAGCGCGUCCAGAGCGCGGGCCUCCUCGCGGACUCCGUGCUCAAGCGCGACGUUAACACGGCCCGGCUCAAGGACCUCUACACAAUUGGCAAGAAGUUAGGGCAGGGUCAAUUCGGCACCACCUACCUCUGCGUCGAGAAGGCCACCGGCCGGGAGUUCGCAUGCAAGUCCAUUGCCAAACGGAAGCUGCUCACGGAGGAGGAUGUCGAAGACGUGCGCCGCGAGAUCCAGAUCAUGCACCACCUCGCGGGUCAUGCCAACGUCGUCUCCAUCGUCGGCGCCUACGAGGACGCCGUCGCCGUGCAGCUCGUCAUGGAGCUCUGCGCCGGUGGGGAACUUUUCGAUAGGAUCAUCCAGAGGGGGCACUAUUCCGAGAAGGCGGCCGCGCAGCUGGCCAGGGUGAUCGUCGGCGUCGUCGAGGCGUGCCACUCGCUCGGCGUAAUGCACAGGGAUCUUAAGCCGGAGAAUUUCUUGUUUGUCAAUCAAAAGGAGGACUCGCCCCUCAAGACCAUCGAUUUUGGCCUGUCCAUCUUCUUCAAGCCAGGCGAGAUGUUUACAGAUGUCGUUGGAAGCCCAUACUAUGUAGCACCUGAGGUUUUGCUAAAAUUCUAUGGCCGUGAAGUUGAUGUCUGGAGUGCUGGUGUCAUAAUCUAUAUCCUGUUGAGUGGAGUCCCUCCAUUCUGGGAUGAAAGUGAACAAGGGAUAUUUGAACAAGUUUUGAAAGGUGAACUGGACUUUUCGUCAGAGCCCUGGCCUAGCAUCUCAGAAAGUGCAAAGGAUUUGGUCAGGAAAAUGCUUAUUCGUGAUCCAAAGAAGAGAUUGACUGCCCAUGAAGCCUUAUGUCACCCUUGGGUUUGUGUUGAUGGAGUUGCUCCUGACAAGCCUCUUGAUUCUGCUGUUCUAAGCCGGUUGAAACAAUUUUCUGCAAUGAAUAAACUAAAGAAAAUGGCCCUUAGGGUUAUUGCCGAGAGUUUAUCCGAGGAAGAAAUUGCAGGGUUAAAAGAAAUGUUCAAAAUGCUUGACACUGACAACAGUGGUCAUAUCACAAUGGAGGAACUAAAAAAUGGCUUGCAGAGAGUUGGUGCUAAUUUGAUGGACUCAGAAAUCAAUGCUCUAAUGGAAGCAGCGGAUAUCGACAAUAGUGGCACAAUUGAUUAUGGGGAGUUCAUUGCUGCAACUUUGCAUAUAAACAAAGUUGAAAAGGAGGAUAAGCUCUUUGCUGCUUUCUCAUACUUUGACAAAGAUGGCAGUGGUUACAUAACUCAAGAUGAGCUCCAAAAGGCAUGUGAGGAGUUUGGUAUAGGCGAUACCCGACUUGAGGAUAUUAUUGGGGACAUCGAUCAGGACAAUGAUGGACGGAUCGACUACAAUGAGUUUGUUGCAAUGAUGCAGAAGGGAGAUAAUCCUCUGGGAAGAAAGGGACAUCAAAGUAAUGCUAAUUUUGGUCUUGGAGAUGCACUUAAGCUUCGGUAAAAUAGGAGCAGAUGUUUCCCUUCAUAGCAAAGUUAGCAUUCAGCAACUAAGAAAAAUUGACCAAGCAACAGCUCCAAAAGCUUGUCCCAUGUCGGUACUCUGGUCUUCAAGCUUCAAUGAUGCCCUAUCAAAAAUCCGGGGUCCCUGAAGCAACCUAGGAGCCUGAACUUUUGCCGGAAAGCAUCAACCUCACAGAAUUAACUAUAGAGUCCUCAUGCUCAACAUGGCAUCUUUUGAUUUCCCUCCUUUCUAGUUCAUAUGUAGUGGCAACGAAACCUUCUUCAGCCCAUCGUGUAUCUGCGUUGUAAUUUAAGUAAGCAAGUGAGUAGGUGAGAUCGCUUUUUUCUGCCCCCUCUGCUCUUUCCAUUCGGAAUCAACGGCAGGAAGAGAGUGAACCAUCCUGCACUUGCAUUCCAAGACUAAUGUUUCAAUUAUUUUCAUCCAUGUUGGAUAGGUGUAGUUCUUAGUGUCUGUAAGAAUAUAAGAUUGUAUUAUUGUAGGAGUCUGACCAACGAAACAAGUCUUCUGUGUUGAUUUUUCUCUGUUACCAAAACGUGGUGAAUGAUUAGCCGCUUUUUUUUGUCCUAUGUUGAUGUGGUUGUAUGUUUGUAGUUUGUGCCGUCACGCCCGGUUUGCUGUGUCCUAUACUAAAGGCUUGUUUGACAGGGCUCUCACGAAGAGUUCCUCUA
Sorghum bicolor (sorghum) is the source of this 2646-nucleotide messenger RNA. RefSeq names its product calcium-dependent protein kinase 11. Gene Ontology annotation, molecular function: calcium-dependent protein serine/threonine kinase activity; ATP binding; calcium/calmodulin-dependent protein kinase activity. The transcript is spliced from 8 exons. The coding region runs from base 200 to 1957 and encodes 585 amino acids. The record is from RefSeq and is a predicted model, not a curated record. NCBI's taxonomy places the organism in Eukaryota, Viridiplantae, Streptophyta, Magnoliopsida, Poales, Poaceae. Gene Ontology annotation, biological process: peptidyl-serine phosphorylation; protein autophosphorylation; intracellular signal transduction. Gene Ontology annotation, cellular component: nucleus; cytoplasm.